Molecule: messenger RNA, 1506 nt
Organism: Aphidius gifuensis
Lineage: Eukaryota; Metazoa; Arthropoda; Insecta; Hymenoptera; Braconidae
Product: zinc finger protein 681-like
Exons: 5
Coding region: 108-1475 (455 amino acids)
Biological process (GO): regulation of gene expression
Cellular component (GO): nucleus
Source: RefSeq, a predicted model, not a curated record
UAUUAUGUAUUUAUAUUGAGGUCAGGGUGGAAGAUUUAUACAAAUUUACAGCUCCAAAUGAUUUCGUUAUCAUUUGUUAAAAAUUAUCAAAUAAAUUUUAAUUAAAUAUGGAAACACCUCAGGUAAUUGAAAAAGUCUGUAACGGAUGUCAAUAUUACAUGUGUAGUAAAUGUAUUUUUAUAAGCCUUGAUAAAAAUAUAUUGACAGCUCAUGUUAAUGAAAAAUUUGACAGUAUAAUGUGUCAAAAUAAUCGUAAAAAAAUAACAUGUUUUGGUUGUUCUAAUAAUUUUUAUACUAAAGAUUCUCUAUUGUCACAUAUCGUCAAUGAUCAUCAGAUGAGUGAAACAGAUGCAAAAAUACUAAUAGAAAAACUACUUGCUAGUAAUAACGAACAAAUAAAAGAAAAUAAUAAUAAAAAAAUUUGUGGAAUUAAAAUAACAAGUGAUGUUAAAAUAAUUCCAUCAAAAAUAUUAUUAAUAAAAGAACAAAAAAAAAUUGAUAAACCAUUAGAAUUAUUUUCAAGCAACAUUGAUGAUAAUAAAAUAUUAAUAAAUGAAAAAAAUAAAUUAACAACAACAACAAAUAUAAAUAAUAAAAUAUUGAAAAAAAGCAUUGAUUCAAAACAACAACAUUUUAAAUGUUCAAUUGAUAAUUGUACUGUACGAUUAUUAUCAAAUGAAAAUAUGGAAUAUCAUAAAACAUGUCAUAAUGAUAAAAAAAUAGAUAACAAUGAUAAUUUUAAAUGUCCAGAAUGUGAACAAUAUAAAACAAAAGAUUGGCGUAAUAUAGCAUCACAUUUAUGGCGACAACAUAUUAUUGAUAUGGAAUUAUAUGCAUGUGAUUUAUGUAAUUAUAAAACACCAAGUUUAAGUAAAUUAAUAAAUCAACAUCGUGGUAUACACAGUGAUGAUAGACCAUUUAUAUGUGAAUAUUGUGGUAAAGGUUUUAAAACAAAUAAACAAUUACGUACACAUAAAAUAUUUCAUAAAAAUAAUAAUAGUAAUGUUACAUAUCAAUGUAAUAAUUGUCAAAGAAUAUUUAAAAAUUUAAGAUUACUCAAAUUGCAUAAUAAUACUGUUCACAAUGAAUAUAAACCAUUUAAAUGUCAUUAUUGUGAUUAUUCAGCAUCAACAAGAAGUGUAUUAAAACUUCAUUUAAGAAGGCAUACUGGUGAAAAACCAUUUUCAUGUGAUCAAUGUUCUUAUUCAACUGGUGAUCAUAAUUCUUUGAGAAGACAUAAACUCCGUCAUUUAAAAUUAAAACCAUAUAAUUGUCAUUUGUGUAAUUAUGCAUGUAUACAAUCAUCAACAUACAAAGUACAUUUAAAAAAUAAACAUCCUGGUAUGAAUCACGAAUUAUUAUUUUCAUGUAAAUAUUGCUCAUAUAAAUCUCUAAAUAAUGGAAAUUUAUUAACACAUAUUUCAACAAAACAUGAAAAUAAAGAAACAGAAAAUACACAAAUAAAUACUAAUUAAAAUUUCAAUAAAACUAUAAUUUUUCAUUUGA